GUUUUAUUAUUCUUAUUUCCACAGAUUGUCAUCUCUUCCUUUUAACAAGUUCAUAAAAGAAACUCCACUCGCCUACACACACUGUCACACAGACCCUAUCAAUAAUCUGAAAAUAAAGUUUCGUUAUUUUUUUUUUAGCGUGAAGAAUUUGGAGGAAGAGGGUAGUUGAGUUUCAAUUCGAGGUCUUGCAAUGGCACCCAGUUUUGACUUUGCUUCUAGCCUCCUUUGCACAGAGGACAACACCGUUUUCGACGAGAGCCAUAAUAAUGGGGGUACGAUGAUGUCGAUGAUGGGGAUGUGUGAGGACACGUGGAGUCCUAGGAAGCGCCACUUUGAUGAAGAGCCAGAUGAGUUGCCAUUGCUGAGUGAUGAAAGCUUGGCGAUGAUGGUGGAAAAAGAGUGCCAACACUGGCCUGGUUUGCGUUGCUUGAAUAAGCUUCAAACUGGGGAUUUGGACUUCGGUGCCAGAAUGGAGGUCGUUGAUCGGAUUCUCAAGAAAGGAAGAGUUUGGACAAUGCAAUUAAUGGCUGUGGCGUGUUUAUCAUUAGUUUGGAAAAUGUUUUUUAUUUUUCUCUCAAUGUUUGCAGGUAGGAUGGGGUCCAAUCACAAGAUUAAAAAAAAUACAUGGGUUUUACUUUGUUACACUGUGAUAAUUUUUUAGUUGAUUACUUUUAAUAGAUGAUAAAUGCUGAUGAUGGUUGUUUAGUUCAUGUGUUAAUUCUUCACACAAUAGCCCUGUUGCCAAAAGGAGGAAGUUAAACAAAACCUGUGGAGCUGACCUGUUGUAGUGAUGUGGAGUGGGGAUUUUACCAUCAUACAUAGGAUGCUUUUCCCAAAAAAUGGACAUCAUGUGUGAUUUAUGGAAGAUGCCCCCCUGAAAGCAAUAUCAAAAUGAGCCAGGAACACAUAUGUUGAAAAAAUUUAUUUUUUAUUUUCUCAAAAAGAAAAAAGAGACCCUAGUGUAAAAAAUACAAAAAACUAUUUUAAGGUGAGGUGGGUCAUGAGGGGAAGAUGGGUGAUCAAGUGAACAGUCCAAUACAUUGCAUGCUAUUGGCAUGAAGUGAGUAAUCACCAGCUGUUAAAACUAUAUUAAAGCUUUCAAUACCAGUUUCUGCAGUUGCAGAAAUAUGAGUUUCUAAAGUCAUCCAAUAGUUGCUUCCAAUCUGAAAAACCGUGGUGUCUGCAGGGGGUUUGGGUUUUUUGGGGGUUAGGGUUUUGGAGGGGAAAGUUGGGGGCAGUGGUGGCACCGGGAAGAAGGUGGAGAGAUGACAUUGGGAAGGGGAGAAAGGGAGAGGGAGAAGGAGAAGAAGAAGAUGAAGAUGAAGGAUGAUGAAGAAGAAACACAGGGGUUGAGUGCCACGUUGGAUGGUCUACGUGACACUAAAUUGCCAACAAUGCACUUCACUAACGGCAUUACUUGAAUCUAACGACGAAGACAAUUUUGCAACACUUAUACAAAGAUAUGGAUUAUUUUGGAUUUAACAUUAAGUUAGGGAUUAAUAUGCAAAAAAAGGUACAGGGACUAAAUUGCCUAUUUACUUUUCUAUGUAGAAGUUUCUCACAUGCCAAACUCACUUCCACCCUUUUCAAUUGAGCAAUAAUAAACAUACAACUCACUCACUUUUUUGUUC
Molecule: messenger RNA, 1631 nt
Organism: Glycine soja
Lineage: Eukaryota; Viridiplantae; Streptophyta; Magnoliopsida; Fabales; Fabaceae
Product: cyclin-D4-1-like
Exons: 2
Coding region: 191-661 (156 amino acids)
Source: RefSeq, a predicted model, not a curated record